Messenger RNA from Ipomoea triloba (trilobed morning glory), 1185 nucleotides. Its product is annotated as RHOMBOID-like protein 2. Bases 55 to 1050 code for a protein of 331 amino acids. The record is from RefSeq and is a predicted model, not a curated record. Gene Ontology annotation, molecular function: serine-type endopeptidase activity. Lineage: Eukaryota; Viridiplantae; Streptophyta; Magnoliopsida; Solanales; Convolvulaceae. Gene Ontology annotation, cellular component: membrane. Gene Ontology annotation, biological process: proteolysis. The transcript has 5 exons.
GUCUCGCUCAGAGAGACACCACCGAGAACGAGAAUCUAGAGAGAUAUUCCGGCGAUGCGGAGGGGCGAUAUUGAUAUUGAGAGCGCGGGGGAGAAGAAGAAGAAGAAGAGGGGAGGGAAUUACGCGGCGGCGAUCGACGAGGAUGAUGGGGAUAGCCAUUGGAUUUCGUGGCUCAUCCCUGUGUUCGUCGUGGCCAAUAUUGCGCUCUUCGUUGUUACCUUGUACGUUAACGAUUGUCCUAAGCAUACAAACGGCUGUGUGGCUAGUUUUCUCGGACGGUUCGCUUUCCAGCCCCUCCAUGAGAAUCCUCUCUUUGGGCCUUCUGCUUCCACAUUAAGGAAGAUGGGUGGUCUUGAGUGGGACAAGGUUGUGCAUCAUCAUCAAGGAUGGAGGCUUAUAUCAUGUAUCUGGUUACAUGCUGGGGUUAUUCACCUGGUUGUAAAUAUGCUGAGUCUUGUGAUUAUUGGCAUUCGUCUUGAGCAGCAAUGUGGCUUUGGUAUGCCGCUCUUGACAACAUUCAAGCUCUCGUUGGAAUUCCUUUUUCCUCUAGGAUUUGGGGGGAGUGUGCUUUCUUCGUUGUUCAUACAGAGGAGUACAUCUGUUGGUGCUUCGGGGGCUCUUUUUGGGCUUCUUGGAGCAAUGCUUUCUGAGCUUCUUACUAAUUGGUCAAUUUAUACCAACAAGGUUGCUGCUUUACUCACACUUCUGGUGAUCGUGAUCUUCAAUCUUGCAGUCGGAAUCCUGCCACACGUUGACAAUUUUGCCCACAUCGGUGGAUUCUUGACAGGUUUCCUCCUUGGCUUUGUCUUGCUGCCCCGGCCUCAGUUAGGGUGGAUAGAACGUAGGAAUCUUCCAGCUGAGAUUCGUGUCAAAUCCAAGUACAAGCCUUAUCAAUAUGCGCUGUGGUUUGCAUCUCUGGUUUUACUGAUAGCAGGGUUUUCAGUAGGUUUGGUUAUGCUGUUCCGCGGGGAGAAUGGGUAUCAUCGUUGCCAUUGGUGCCGCUACCUGAGCUGUGUGCCGACUAGUAAAUGGAAGUGUGAUGAAACUUGAUUACUUCUUCAUUAGUUGUAGAUCCUAUAUAGUUUGUAGAGUUGAUUCUUCCCAUAUAUACACUGCUUUUGCACUUGUGUUUACAACUCUGAGAAUUUAUGUUCAGUGUGAUUUUACUGUCUUUUUCAAGCACAA